Messenger RNA from Leishmania braziliensis MHOM/BR/75/M2904, 270 nucleotides. RefSeq lists its product as hypothetical. Bases 1 to 270 code for a protein of 89 amino acids. The transcript has a single exon. NCBI's taxonomy places the organism in Eukaryota, Euglenozoa, Kinetoplastea, Trypanosomatida, Trypanosomatidae. The record is from RefSeq and is a predicted model, not a curated record.
AUGGACCCCUCCGUCCCAGACCCCAUCAAGGACGGUUAUGUUCUAGGUAGGGACAUGGCAGACAUCAUGACACACAUGUAUGGCUCGAGGCCUUCCGACGUCGAUGUGGCAGCACUGCAGUGCCGCUUAGGCGCCACGGCGGAGGCGACUACUCUCAGCUGGGAGGAGUUUCUCUACAUUGCCUAUCCGCACGGGCCACAGGUGGGUGAUCGUCUCUGGGGCAUGAUGUGCACGCCUCUCUCAAAUCCAAUCGAGGUCAUGCACUGCUGA